AUGGCCAACGCCGACACUUACCCACCGCCGGAAGAUGUCGAGCUUCCGAUGCUGAACGCCAUUCCGGCCCAUCUGGUUGACCGUUUCGACCCGGCCUUUGUCCAACACCAUAACAAAUACCAACUGGGGAGGCUGCACACCCACCAGAUACCCAUCGAGUGGGUCCGGGCAAACCCGGCCAAGUACGCCAUUUCCUACGGUCGCGCGCACUUCCCCACAUCCCGCGUCAAGAUCUCGGAGCAGAAAUGCCCGGUAAAGGGCGGCGGCGAGAUCACAAUCCGCAUGUUCGAGCCUGUGGACGGCGGCGGUAGGUCCAACAACAAGAAGCCGGCUUACAUGAACUUCCACGGCGGCGGCUGGGUCUUUGGCGGCGGGCUUGCGAAGGACCACGAGUUUUGCAAGAGGCUGGUGCACAGCCUGGGUUGCGUCGCUUUCGACGUCGACUACAGGCUGGCGCCCGAGUAUCCGCAUCCGACUCAGGUGGAAGACUGCUGGGACGCUUUCCAGUGGAUGAGGGCAAAGGCUGAUGAAUUCGGGGUGGAUCUGGAGAAGCUUGCUGUGGGCGGAGCGUCUGCCGGCGGCCACCUUGCUGCUGUCGUGGCGUUCAGGUGCCGCGAUAAUGGCAUCCCUUUGGCCUUCCAGCUGCUGCAGGUGCCCGUCACCGACCUGGUGGCUGUGUUUACGCCGACAGCCGAGCUCGAUCCGAAAUGUCCGUACGAGAGUUAUAGAGAGAUGUGGGAUGUUGUGGUUCUUCCAGGAGAGCGUAUGAGCUACUUCCAAAAAGCUUGGCUGGGGAACCCCCGGCCAGCGAAGUAUGAUGAUGACUGGGAAGUCUCGCCUAUCAAGAACCCGGACCUGUCCAAGCUCGCUCCAGCACUGAUUGUGACGGCUGAAAUGGACCCAUUGAGAGACGAGGGCGAAGCGUAUGGUAGGAAAAUGAACGAGGCUGGCUCAAAGGCCGACGUUUGGCGGAUACCUGGGGUUCCCCACACUGUUGUCCACUUGGAUGGUAUCCUCAAGGGUGGGCAGGAGUUCAACGAGAGGGCAUUGAAAGCCCUCUCGGAGGCCUGGGCGGUCCCCAUAACUCCUUAG
Molecule: messenger RNA, 1092 nt
Organism: Diplodia corticola
Lineage: Eukaryota; Fungi; Ascomycota; Dothideomycetes; Botryosphaeriales; Botryosphaeriaceae
Product: esterase
Exons: 2
Coding region: 1-1092 (363 amino acids)
Molecular function (GO): hydrolase activity
Source: RefSeq, a predicted model, not a curated record